CGAGCGCCGAGACGACACGCGGUCGGCGGUCGGCUGGCCCUCGCAUCACACGCACAGCCUGCCAGCACGUGGCCGACUGGCGCGCGGCGGCGCUCUCUGGACGCCCAUGCGCAGGCUCUGUCUGGACCAUCGGGCACGCGGGAGGCGAGAGGCCUGAUCUCGGACCGGACAUGCUGCUGCUGCUGUUGCUCCUCAUCGUCGGCGCCGGCAUCUCAGGAUUCCCGGGCCGCGCUAUCGCCAAGGGCGAGGACGGCAGCGCCCGCUGCUUGCGCUGGGCCAGGGACUUCGCUCGCAACUGGCACGCCGAAACCUCGCCCUCUGAACCCGACCUGAGCGGCACCUGGGUCUCGCAACGGUGCGAAGUGCGGUCGGGGCCAGAGUUCAUACUACGGAAGUACCACUUCUUCGAUGACUCGAAGUUCCAUAUGGUACAGUUCUUCUACCUGGACAGCUCGUGCACGGUUCCGGCGUAUGCGCUAGACGGCUGGGGGAGGCUCGACCUGUCCAGCCUGUCCUGGGUGGUUCCCGGGGCUACCGAGGCCGAGGCAUCACUGUCCCACCUCAACGUGAUAGCCUACACUGCCGAUGUGGCCGAACGGCUCAGUAGGGCAGUCAACAGGUCGUGCCCUGGAGAAAUCAAGCGGCCCUGGGAGACAUACCUAAAGUAUCGCCUUGUCAGCUUCGUGGAAGGUCGAAUUGCAGACAAGCCGCUCGUCGAAGACUUCGUUUGCACAGGGGGCCUGCAGUUUACCCUCAACGAGCUACAACUGAUCCGGAUUGUGCACCAAGGUCCUCUACCGAACCGGCGCCAAUCCGAUGCACCCGCAGCCGAGCUGUACCUGGGCGACAUCCACAGCGACGUGCGCAAACGGCUCUCGUACCGGCCCACCUCGUACCAGCCACCGCUGCUCGAAGCAAGUGCGGCCGGCUGCCACGUGUGUCACCUGGUGGCCAAGGGGGCGGAGCUGUCGCCGCCGCAGCUGCCGCCCAAGCCCAAGUUACCGGUUCACCUGAACGGCGAGUGGCUCAGCCUACGCUGCGAAGUGCAGCCGCUGGGACUGUUUCUGGCGCGUCGGCUACUGUUCCAACCAGGGAACGGUUCGUGGAGCGGCUGGUUUCAAUACUACCGAGACCCCAACUGCAAGCAGCGCUGGUUCCUGCUCAGCCGCCAGGGCACCUACGAGAUCGCGGGGCCUUCGCAGCGUCUCCGCGGCGCCACCAACGUGAACCUGCACACGCUGUCGGCUCAGAUCACACCUCAGCACCGCGGCAUCGUCACCAACCUCAAUUCGGCGGCGGACGAAGGCCGCUGCGGUUCCCACUGGUCCCUGCGCCGGACCCAAGAUGUAACGGUCACGGGCGGCUGCCGCCUGCUCGGCGUAUCGGUGCCCAGCACGGCCUACGAGGUGGUGCACAACGAGAUCGACGUGUACGGCAACGCGCUGCUCUUUCUGGGCCACGCCGACACGGAGGGCGAGGUCUCGAGGCCCGACCGGCGCGCCACGGCCUACGAGACUCCGCUCGUUCAGUGCCGCGCACUCCCGGAGCCCAGCAACGAGCUGGCCGGCCGGCCACUGGCGCUCAUCUCCGGAGGGGCCGCCUUCAAGCCGCCGCUGCUGCUCCUCGCGAUGAUCUUGCAGAUGAGCGCGGUGGCGGCGGCCUUACAAGACUGACCAACGGGCGGCCACGCGACCGGAGGGGCAACGGACGUUUCUCGGGCACGCGCGCGGCCGGUCCGCCGGCCCGAGUGGUGGCGAGGGAGCCCCCUGAACGAGGCCGUGGUUGGUGAAAGGACCGGAGGUGCAGACGGGUCGAAGGCUUUAUCCUCGCAUUGAGCACUGAGCCAGUACAAUGUUUGGAAUCGUAGAGCGACUCUCGGCCCCACGACGAGUGCUCGCACCUCCGUGUUCCCGCCUGUUUCCAUCGUGUCCCGUCGAUGACUAAAAU
This is a messenger RNA of Rhipicephalus sanguineus (brown dog tick), 1947 nucleotides long. Its product is annotated as protein APCDD1. Lineage: Eukaryota; Metazoa; Arthropoda; Arachnida; Ixodida; Ixodidae. The transcript is spliced from 6 exons. The record is from RefSeq and is a predicted model, not a curated record. Bases 171 to 1673 code for a protein of 500 amino acids. Gene Ontology annotation, cellular component: plasma membrane. Gene Ontology annotation, biological process: negative regulation of Wnt signaling pathway. Gene Ontology annotation, molecular function: Wnt-protein binding.